Molecule: messenger RNA, 532 nt
Organism: Phytomonas sp. EM1
Lineage: Eukaryota; Euglenozoa; Kinetoplastea; Trypanosomatida; Trypanosomatidae
Source: the annotation of a GenBank genome assembly
GGUCUCUGAGCGGAAGUUCAUUUUUUCUUCCUACAUAGGUAAAGCAUUGCCCGAUGUUACGUCACUCAAAGGAGGAUUUACAAAUGUGCCGCAAGCCGGUAGGAACGGCAUUGGGAUAUGUGUGCGCAUUACACGAGGGCCGAUGCGUUAUUUGUGAUUUCCAAUAUGAAGAGCCGCUAGAAACGAUGCGCGAGGUUCAUUUGUGUGAAGACUGCAGUCUUGUGCGGGAAGGGGAAGAGCGGUGCAUUAUGUGUGGUUCAAACAACACAACGGAGGUCGCUUACUAUUGCCAGUAUUGCGUAGCGUUAGAAAAAGAUAGAGAUGGGUGUCCGCGGGUGUUGAACAAGACACGGCUGCAGCGGAACACUGCCUUGCGUGCUGCUGUCUUGUAACAGGCUGGUCCACAGUAAUGCCCUGCGAGACGUUCUUCUUUUUUAUAAGACAUCACCGUAUAUCUUCAUCGCUGUAUUUAAAUGAGUAUAUCUUGACGAUGAAUUGCGUUUAUUAAUCACACUUAGUUUGUUUCCUUUAA